UUCUUACGUAUAAACUAUUCUUGAAAGAACAGUAUUUUUUGACAUAUAAUUAAUAGCCUUAACAAACAUAAAUUAUUAAUUAUAGAUUCAUAGAAGGAAUUAUUUGUAGUGAAGCACUUGAGAAAUAAAAUAAACGAGUAAAUGAGCAAAAUAAAUGAAACUAAAAUAAUUAAAUAAAUAGAGUAAAUAAAUAGAAAAGCCUAAUGAAUUAUCGUGAGUUCUAUGAUAUCGUAUUCAAUCGGUCCACGUCUCUGACGGUAGUGAAAGUGCACACGUUCGUAUGUACCCCACCUUUGACGAUGAAUAAACGUGCGUGCGCGGACAUAUUGACGUUAACUGGCCUAAGACCGGCCCGCGUAAAAUGAAGCGGGGCAAAACGUGUUAGUCCCCGAACCAAGAAACUUCUCAACAUAGAAAAGACAAAUAGUUGCUCCUUGUCGAUGUUGACGGGCCGUCGAAUAUUCUAUCGAGCUCGUAUUGGCAUAAUAUCAAAAAAAAAAAAAAGAAAACAUUAAUCUUUCAAUAUCGACAACGUUAAUCGAAAAAACGUUAUUACAUUACAGUCUUCCGUUCUUGAUGGACCAAUCCUCGAACGGUGCGACUUGUUAUCUAAUCGAAAGUAAUUUCUUUUAAAUUCCGUAAUUCGUAGUCGUGUCGUUAACUGCUUAACGAUCUUGUAAAUCGUCUUCCAUAAUCAUCGUUUAUCGUCUUCAGUGAUCGGUCACGUGCGUUUCACUCGAUGUAAUUAUUUUGCGAUAUCAACAAAGUAACGUACGACGAAACGUGAAACAUUGAUUGUGUACAAAGUAAUAAUAAUAUAUUAUAUAUAUAUGUGUGUGUAUUUAUUCGGCGAGUAAAUGUAAAAGAAGUAUUAUCAGAUUAUAAACCGAUCGACACGUUUAUGUGACGUGUGAACAACGAAGAAAUUUGAAGAAACAAUGAAUCGGAAGACGAGAAUAAUUUUAGCAGAACUAUUUCUAUUUAUAUUUUUAGCCGGAACACAGGGUGAACCUUGUACGGAGUAUGGUUGUCCUGGACGACCACAAUAUGAACCUUUCGUCCCAGCACCUCCAGGACACACCCCGAGAUGUGCCAAGCCAGGACAAACGUUUUGUGAGUCUCUGGACCAUUAUCCUCAACAGCUUAUAAAAUUCCUCGUCGAUAAGUGUAGUUUUGACUUCAGUACAGCGUUGAGAGAUGAGUCUCAUGAAGAUUUCAAUGCUUACAGCUCAUCACCUGAUUAUCAUCAAGGUUACGAAUAUCCGCGACAAGAUACCCCUACUUUAUAUUCACAGCCUUUGCCUAUUUUACCAACUCACUAUCCAGUGAGUAGACAACCAACUUUAAUAUACGGGCCACCGUUUAAUAGUACUCAUCACAAUGGGUACAAAUAUGCGGUACCUCCAAGACCUGAAAGAAAUCCAUUUUUGGAUGUAGAAUCCUCAGCGAAGUAUCGUCCACAACAUUCAGAAUAUCCUAUAUACUCUCAAGCGCCAUCUUUGAAAUCAUUCAAGCAAGAUCAAACGUGGUGGACGAGUAAUGGGUAUGUACGUAGCAAUAAAAUGGCACCACGAACGUUCCACGAGAAUCCGCUCUUACAGUAUGUAAACCUGAAAACGGAACGAACGAAGAGGCAAGUGAAUACGGAUACCGUCGUUCUUUGUCCAACUGAAGCGCAAUACAUCACACCAAAAGCUGCCCUUAACAAUCGAGGUAACUGGAUGUAUGUCGUUAAUCUCGCAGAACAGGACGACAAAUAUUCGCAACUUGUCAAAAGUGAAAAGUGUUCAACGAACACUUGUAAUGGUCUAUGCUCUCUUCCUGCUGGAUAUACGAGCACAUGCCAGCAACAAUUUGUGCAAAAGAGACUGGUUGCAUUAGAGGGAAGCGGAAAUCGACUUUACACUGAUAUUUUUUGGUUCCCACAUGGUUGCUCAUGUCAUGUUAGAUUUAACGGUUUAUAAAAAUAACAUAUUUAUUAAUUAGAAAUUUAAGUAAUCGCAAUAACGAUUAGCAAAGAGAAUAUCAUCAUAAAUUCUUCCAUUAUCGUGAUAAAAUAAAAAAUCAUCGAAACGUAGUAAAGUCAAUAAUAAAGUACAGUAUGAAUAAUUUCGUUACGGUUGAAUUGGUAGACAUUUCAAGAAAUGUUUCAUUAAACAAAUGAUACAGCAAGAUAUAAUUACUUAAGUAUAAGAGUAUAUCAAAAGAUUAGUAUGUAAAAAAACUAUGAUAGUAUUGUGAUCAUAUUUAAUAAGAUAUUACUAAAAAUCAAUGUAAGUAACAACAACACAUUAUUAAUUUACCGAUAAUUAACAUCAUCAAUGCGAUGAAGCAUGAAGCAAGUGCGAAAAAGCAAAUGGAAACCACUUACUAUUUUGUAAGAUUGACCGGCUGUUCGGUUAGUAAAACAGUUCUUUAUUAUUAUCAAUGAAUUGCAUCGAAAAUAGAACUUUACUAUUAUUUUAUUUGGCUUGUAAAUCAGGACUUUAUCAAUCGAGUAGUCGAUAAAACAAAAAUCUACUAUUAUUCAUUGAUGAUAACACCGGGAACUAUUUUAAUGACUGACAGUAAAACAAGGAUUUUUUGCCAUCAUCUAGUGACUAGACAGUCUAUUGCAGCUAUUCUACCAAUAAAACAGAGAUCUACUAUUAUCUCUUGCUCCGUUUACUGGAUUAUAUCGAUCGGUAUAACUGCGCCCUGUUAUACGACUAAUUUUUAGGGUGAUUCAUAUAU
Vespula pensylvanica (western yellowjacket) is the source of this 2733-nucleotide messenger RNA. It is a transcript of the gene spz5, whose product is annotated as protein spaetzle 5. The transcript is spliced from 7 exons. Gene Ontology annotation, cellular component: extracellular region. Lineage: Eukaryota; Metazoa; Arthropoda; Insecta; Hymenoptera; Vespidae. The coding region runs from base 939 to 1964 and encodes 341 amino acids. Gene Ontology annotation, molecular function: growth factor activity; Toll binding. The record is from RefSeq and is a predicted model, not a curated record. Gene Ontology annotation, biological process: regulation of Toll signaling pathway; central nervous system formation; innate immune response.